Molecule: messenger RNA, 4704 nt
Organism: Closterium sp. NIES-67
Lineage: Eukaryota; Viridiplantae; Streptophyta; Zygnematophyceae; Desmidiales; Closteriaceae
Source: the annotation of a GenBank genome assembly
AGCCUUCAAUUCUCGCUUCCCCUGUCUCUCACAGAUCUCCCACCUAAAACCCUCUCAGAAUGUCAAUGGUGGCCCAAGUAUAUGGAGCCCUGUUGCGAUUGGUGUUUCCUGACUUUCCUAGUUAGCGUCAACGUUUGGGUUACGCCUUAAGCUGAGUUUGCAGUCGUGCGAGGCUUACUUUCCUCAGUGACCGUCACUAUGCUGCCGCUGGAUAGAAUGGCCUUCGGACUUGAACCUCCCAGAUCAGUGUUUCAAGUGGACGCCAGUUGAUUCUAUUCGGGAUGGCACCGAUUUGGUUUCUGUCGGACCUUUAUCCGCAGAUUCCGUAUCUUCCAGAUGUCAAUGGCUCUCUGGCCUCGAGAAACCACACGGCAGAUCACACGCUGACGUGGAAGGUCCUAGAAGCUAACCUGGUAGCUGGUCGAUAAUAGUCAACGCCAGUGAACGCUGAAGGGGCUCCAGUCGUCAUCUCCUGGCACCUGGUGUUUCGUCUUCUCCGGAGUGCGGACAAUAUUGCGGGCUGCAUUCUUUCUCAACGCGCUCUUCCCUAUGGCCCCGUUCCGCUGGUCAAAGGCGGACUCAUCCUGUGAAAGCUUCUGCUGUAAGGAGGACCCACAUCAACACAUUGUUCCUGAUAAGUUGAAGCUUACAAGUUUGGUGCAAUAUUAAAUGUCGAUUUGGUACCCUACAUGUAACUGCCGAGUAGUGCAGAUGGUGAUUCUAGAGGUUGACCUGUCAACGACGCCAAAAUCAUUUCUUUCCCAUUUCCCAACGUGGGCCGUGUGUGAAUGCUUCUCCUCCCUUCUCUUGCCCCACUUAUCCUUUUCUCCUCACCCAGCAACCGACCAUUUUCUUUUGGUUUGUUUUUCGAAAUCCUUCCAGUACCCACGACCUCAGCGCGUUGACGAUGGUCUUCCCCUAGCCUUGCUAGCUCACCCCCAAUCUCACCACCGAGAGAAAGCCAGCGCAGCAAAGGAAACCCUACCGUCCAUGUCAUCCAGCACAGCCUGUUCGUGGAGUCCGCGCAUGGACCAAUACCAGCACAACCAGCAGCAACAACAGCAGCAGCAGCAGCAGCAACUUCAGCUGGCCUUGUUCCAGGAGCAACUCCUCUUGUCUCCAACCCACAGAUCCCCUCACAGACCUCCCGUCAGCAACGACGCCUCUCGUCUGCCAUUCCCACCCGCGCUAGAUUUACCCUCCGCUGAGUUUUUUCCCGACGAGGCCUCUCCCUGCUGGAUUUGGGCGCAGCAGCAGACAACCUUCGCAACGUCGUCGGCGCCAGCAAUCCCCGCCGCAGGCUCCGCCGCGUUUGCCGCGCAAACAGGCCCAGCGCCAGCCAUGGCGACGGCGGUGGCGACGCAAGCGACGUGGGAGACUGCUCCCGCCGCCAACUGCGGCGCAGCUAGCGCGUUCCGAACCGCACCGAACACCACCGCCGCACCCGCCGCUUCCGCUUCCUUCUGCUCCUCAUCCGGCGUAACCUUCCCCACAGCCCCCGCUUCCCCUUCCUUCGCGACCACUCCUUCCGCCACUGCAGGCCUUGCGCCACCAGCUUCCGCCGCUUCCGCGCCUUCCGCCUACGCGCCUUCCGCCUCCGCGCCGUCCCCGCCUUCCCUCCCCGUGGCGCAGCUGGAGGAGCUCCUCCAGGACGAAUGCGGAGUCCUCGAGAUCUCCAUCCCCCAGCGCCGCUUCCCCUCAUCCUUCCCCCCAUCCUUCCCCUCAUCCGCGGGCGUGGGGAGCCUCGCGUCAACCCUCCCCACCGCGGGGACCCCCGCGGAUCUGCGCGAGCAGGGGCUGCAUCUAUUCGCGAGCCUGCUUCCGCUUCUCUACACGCCGCGCUGCGCCGCCACCGCCGCCAUCGCCGCGUCGCCCGCUGGCGAGGCGCUCAAGCGCGCGCUCGCGUCGUCGCCGACGGCUGCCGGCGUGUUCGAGGCGUUUGCCAGCCGGCCGCUGCCGUCCCCCGCGCCGCUCGCGUCGCCGAUGCUUUUCGAGCAGUUUCAGCAGCAGAUGCAGCAAUGGGCCGUGCCGCAGGUAGAGCAGCAGCCCGCGCCGCAGGUGAAGCAGCCCGAGCCGCAGGUGUCGGAGUCCGUCGCCGCGCCGCAGACGGAUGAGGAUAUGGACGACGCGCUUCCGGAGAUCGAGAGCCCGAACAGCGUCGACGUUUCGUCGCCCGACCGUGACUUUGACGAGAGUAGCCUUAACGAGAAUGACUACAACGAGGUCGCGGAUUCCGCCGCCAUCCCCGCUGCCGCCGCCGCCGCCGCCGCCACUCCCGCCUCCUUUGCUGUUCCUAUUCCGUCUCCGCCAACCGAUCUACCCGCCGCUAGCGCUGUCGUCUCCGUCGCUAUUCCUCUCGGCGCUCCCACCGCUACGACUGCCGCGAAGCCGGAACCAGCAUCCUCGACGGAAGAACCUUCCGAGAAGGCGCAGAAGGCGCCCGCAGCGGCAUCUCCGGCGGCGGCGGCUUCCCCGGCGGCUCCCGCCGAGCCGCUGGACGACGGCUACUUCUGGCGUAAGUACGGGCAGAAGGCGGCGAAGGGCGCGGCGUAUCCGCGCGCGUAUUUCCGCUGCGCCGUGCCCCGCUGUCCCGCCAAGAAGACGGUCGAGCGGUCGUCGGAGGAUGGGAGUACGAUGGAGAUCGUUUACCGCGAGGAACACAAUCAUCCACGUGGCACUCUCCCCGGCCGCCGCGUGUCCCCCACUUCGCAGGGCGGUGCGGGAGCUGCGGGCGGAGCGUCCGGCCGCGUUUUAGUCACGGAGGAGAUGGGCGGGUUUUGCAGCGGGUGUGACGGGAUCCCGCCUUCCCCGGUUAAGCCGCGUCAGUCCCAGCAGCAGCUUCCGCAAAACUCCGCUGUGCCGCAGCCCCAGGCUCCCCCCGCCGCCGCCGCUUCCCCCGCCUGCCCCGCUUCCGCGGAUCUCGCCGCUUCCGCCUUCCCCGCCUCCGCGGAUCCUUCCACCGCAGCGGGGCUCGCGCUGCUGGAGAGCCUCAGCACGGAGGAUCUCGCGCGGCUCGUCUCGGCGCUUUCCUCCGACGCUAUGGCUGCUGCCACCGCCGUGCUCGAAGCGGCGGUCGCCGCCGGCGUCAUGGACAGCAGUUUAGGCGUCGCUGCCGCCGCCGCCGGGGCCGCCGCUGGGGGAGACGCGCACGCGCAGACCGCCGCCGCCACCGCCGCCGCCAAGGAUCUCGCUGCUGCUGCUGUUAACGCCACCGCUGCAGUUACCGCCGCUACCGCUGCUGCGGAGGUGGCUCGCGGGCAUAUGAUCCGAUCCGCCUCCGACCGCGGAGCUCCGGCAGCAGCUGCAGGUUUGGCUGGAGGUUCGGCAGUAGACUCGGCAGCGGCUCGCGCGCUCCUUUUCCGGUCCGUUUCGGAACCUAAGGAGGAGUGCGAUGAUAAUUCCUCUAGCGGGAAUUACGGCGGGGAAGCCCCAGGAUUCGCGGGGAUUAACAGCGCAGCUGUUGCUGCGGUCGCUGCUCUUGCGCGCGGUUCCGCCUUAGCCGUCGAGCCGUCAAGUUGCAGCACGGGAAGCGCUAAUAGCACGGGUAGCCGUCAAAAGCGCCGGUCGAUGGAAGAAGAGAACACCGUCAGCCCAACAUCCCCUAAUCUUCACUCUGUGCCUUUAACGAAGGGUGCCUCCGCCGCGUUUAGCGAGGGUGGGAACGCCCCGGGAAGCAUUUCCCCCGCUGGGGGCAGCGGCGGAAGGGGAAAAAGGUUGCGCACUGGAGGGAAUUCCGGCGGGAGGGGGAGCGGGGGGCGCGGAAGCGGAAGCGGAAGCGGGGGAGCAAACGCAGACGGACAGACGGUUACGAUGACGGUCGUGCAGGUCGAGGGAACCGGUCGCGAUGUGGUUGGCGACGUGGAGGAUGGUUACCGCUGGCGAAAAUAUGGCCAAAAGGCGAUAAAAGCGAGCCCUUAUGAAAGAAGUUACUUUAGGUGUAGCAAGGAGGGUUGCGGUGCACGACGGGUUAUCGAAAGGUGCCCGGAGCAGCCCGAAGACGAGAGUGUAGCUGCGACACAUACGAAUCUGCUCGUGACUUAUAUCGGGGAGCAUUCGCACGCGCGGCCGUUCCGAGCCAAGGUGAUCUACAAGCCCGUUCUUGAUGCUUCUCAGGAACCUUCCCUAGAGGAGAAACCCUCUGCUGACGUCAGCACUGCAGUAAACCCUAAUGCUGCCGGUACUGCGUUGGGUUCUCCUGCUGUUCCGCAGACGCAGCAUGAGCGAGCCUGUGAGCCGGAGAUAACUGGAGCUGUAGGGGAGAUGCAGGACAGGGGGGAAGCAGGCAGUGGUGCAGGCAUGCAGCAGAUGGCCAUGCCACACCUGCAGGAGCUGAAAAUCGAAGAUUUCUCCUUUGACGACCUUCCCAGGCUAUGGUGAAGCUUUCUACAGUGAUGCUGAUGGUUAUAACGAAUCAGCCAAGGCUGUUCUUAUGGCAUCAGGGACUGGGUUUCGGGUUUUUGUUCAGGGUUUAGUUCUAAGGCAUGUACAGCCUUCCAUCCAUCCACCCGCUCUGGCUGUGGGGACGGAUGGCAGGCUGUACCCCUUAUAAGUUGGUGUUCUUACCGUUUCUGUGCUACUUUGCUGGCUAGUACAGCCUUCCAUCCAUCCGCCCCCUGUGUGUGCGGAUGGAUGGCAGGCUGUACCACUCUCUUUGUUAUGAUUUCUGCUAUUUUCUAUGCUAUAUUUGAACUUGAAACCCCCGAG